Molecule: messenger RNA, 3385 nt
Organism: Linderina pennispora
Lineage: Eukaryota; Fungi; Kickxellomycota; Kickxellomycetes; Kickxellales; Kickxellaceae
Product: Adaptor protein complex beta subunit
Exons: 2
Coding region: 11-3235 (1074 amino acids)
Biological process (GO): intracellular protein transport; vesicle-mediated transport
Cellular component (GO): membrane coat; clathrin adaptor complex
Molecular function (GO): clathrin binding
Source: RefSeq, a predicted model, not a curated record
CAUUGCAUGCAUGGGUAUCCCGGACCUGGAGGUCAAGAAGAUGGUGUAUCUGUUCCUCAUCAACUAUGCCCGUGCACGGGCCGAAAUCGCAAACCACGCAGUCAAUGGCUUCGAGGAUGACGUCAACGACUCAAAUCCGCUGGUGCGCGCCAUGGCCAUCCGCACUAUGGGGUACAUUUACGUUGAGCGGGUGAUUGAGAGCCUGAUUGACCCACUGCGGCAUUGUCUGCGGGACCGCGAUCCGUACGUGCGCAAGACAGCGGCCAUGGCGGUGCUGAAGCUGUGCAUGUUUGACCGGUCGUUGGUCGAGGAGGAGCGCUUCCUGGACAUGCUCAAGGAUCUGCUGGCAGACGGGAACCCAUCGGUGGUGGCAAAUGCGGUGGCAGCGCUUACGGAGAUUUCGGAACGGUCGCCAAACAUCAAGCUGAAGCUGAACAUGAAGAUCGCCAACAAGCUGAUCACAGCGCUGAACGAGUGCAAUGAGUGGGGCCAGGUGUACAUCCUCGAGUCGCUGAUGUACGUGACGCCGCAGGACAGCAACGAUGCCGAGACCAUCAUCGAGCGCAUUAUGCCGCGGCUGCAGCACGGCAACUCGAGUGUGGUCCUGGUGGCUGUCAAGGUCAUUGCGUACAUGAUGAACUACGUGGGCAAGGUGGAGGCACUGGAGCAGAUUCUGCACAAGCUGUCGCCGCCGCUGGUCACGCUGCUGACGGCUGGUCCCGAAGUGCAGUACAUCACGCUGCGCAACAUCCAGCUCCUGCUGCAGCGGUGGCCGACGAUUCUGCAAAACCAGAUGCGCGCGUUCUUCUGCAAGUACGACGACCCGAUCUACGUCAAGCUGGCCAAGCUGGAAGUGAUUCUGGCGCUGACCACCGAGGAGAAUGCCCGCGUGGUGCUGACAGAGCUGGUCGAGUACGCGACCGAGAUCGACGUUGACUUUGUGCGCAAAGCUGUGCGCUCGAUUGGCCGUAUUGCGAUCAAGAUCGAGCUGGCCGCGGACCGGUGUGUGCGUGCGCUGCUGGAUCUCAUCCAGACCAAGGUCAACUACGUGGUGCAGGAGGCUAUUGUGGUGAUCCGCGAUAUCUUCCGCAAGUACCCGAACCGGUACGAGGCCAUCAUUGGUACGCUGUGCGAGAACCUUGACAGCCUGGACGAGCCCGAGGCGCGAGCAGCCAUGAUCUGGAUCAUCGGGCAGUACGCCGACCGUAUCGACAACUCGGACGAGGUGCUGGACACGUUCCUGGACACGUUCCUGGAGGAGACCGGUGAGGUGCAGCUGGCGCUGCUAACAGCAAUCGUCAAGCUGUUCAUCAUGCGGCCAUCGGCAGGCCAGGAGCUGGUGCCCAAGGUGCUGAAAUGGGCAACUGAGGAAGUCGACAGCCCGGACAUCCGCGAUCGUGGCUUCAUCUACUGGCGCCUGCUGUCGACUGAUCCCGAGCUUGCGCGCACAGUGGUGCUGUCGGACAAGCCUGAGAUUACGGCCGAGGCUGAGAAGAUUGAUAUGCCGCUGCUCGAGGAGCUGCUGCUGCAGGUCGGCACGCUGUCGGCCAUAUACCGCAAGCCGCCAGUGGCCUUCAUCAACUUUGCCAAGCGCCGCGUGCUGGGCACUUCGCCCGCGCUGACGCGUCUGACGAUCAACCCGCCGCCAACUGCGCGCCUGCCACGCGCCAAUCCUUCGGCGAUGAGCCAGCCAGCCAACGAGCGGCAGUCGAACCGGCAGUCAACCGAGCCACCGGCGACCACCCGCAGCAGCACGCAACUCAACUCGUCGGUGCUGGAUGUGUCGGGCAAUGCUGGCCUGAGCAACCCAUACAUCAACGAUGUCGCGCCCGGCAUGAUGCAGGGUGGCGAGGCGGUGCUAAUCGACCUGAUGACGAUGGAUGACGACGAGGACGAAGCCCACGGCAACGAGACGCAGAUCACAUCGGGCGGCAUGGUCGGGUUCAACGCCAACUACGACAUGACCGGGAUGAGCAUGGUGCAGCUGGGCGGCGUGGGCCAGGCGCCCGACUCGCAGGUGCUCAACAGCGCAUUCGACGCUGCCGGCCUGGAUGCCCUGGGCAGCAUGGCGACGCCCGUGGGCGGCAGCAUGCCGGGGUCGAGCCAGUCGCCGGGGCCGAUGAUGCGCAACUUCACGUCGUCGUUUGACGUCACGACUGCAGGCGCUGGCGGGGUGAACGGCAGCUCGAGCGGGGUGGGGCUGGAUAACCUGCUGAUGGCAACUAAUGCGGGGCCAUCCUCGCCGUUCUACGACAUGGCGCUUAGCAGCCAAUCAUCGGCAGCUGGUCUGGGGCCUUCUCCUUUCCCGUCGGCUGCAAUUUCCACUCCUGCUUCCAACACAUUGAUUCAGCCGUUGUCGUCAGCGGCCAUUACAAACACCUUCCAGCAGCAGCAGCAACCGGCUACUGUUGCCUCAGCACUUCCGACACCGAUCAACACAACCACUGGCCCAGCAAACGACCUCGACCAGCUCGCGAAGCAAAUGUUUAGCACGAAUUUGUGUACGCCGACAGGGAAUGCAACACCGAAUGCACCGUAUGUGCCCUCGCGUACAGUGCUGCUUGACGCCCAGCAGGCGCAGGGACUAGAGAUUCUGGGCACGUUUGCGCGGCGUGGUGGACAAAUUCAAAUGGAGAUGGUGUUUGCGAACAAGAGCAAUGUGCCGGUCGGCGACUUUGCCAUACAGUUCAACAAGAACACGUACGGGCUGGUGCCGAGCACACCGCUGAACGUGGGCACGCUGAUGCCGAUGACGUCCAGCGAGGUGACUCUGCCGCUGGCCAUGGGCGGGCCGACGAUGCCCAUGCAGCCCCUAACGAACCUGCAAAUAGCGAUAAAGUGCUCGCAAGGCGUGUUCUACUUCCAGACGCAGUACUCGCUGCACAUUUUGCUGGGCGAGGACGGCCGGUCCGACCAAGGCGUGUUCUUGCGCAUGUGGAAGGACAUUCCCGAGACCAUGCAGAUGGCGCAGGGCGCACAGAACAUUCGGUUCGCGAGCAUGGAGGACAUGCGCAACAAGCUAAACAUGAACGGCGUCUUCACUGUCGCGCAGCGAUCCGUCGGCGAUGCAACGCACUUCUAUACAAGCAGCAAGCUGUGCGACGGCUCCAUGUUCUACUCGGAAAUCAAGGUUGCCAGUAACUUUUCGGCUGCCUUGAUUUCGACAAAGUCGCCCAAUGUCCAGCUCAUCCCGCUGUACCAGAAGGCUGUCCAAGACAUCAUGACUGCCUUCUGAGGGGGCUACAAACGACCAACACCCUUUUUUCCUUUGCCAGUUUUAAAGAAAUUGAACUAAUAACAAAGCCUGCUACUGCUGCCGAUCGCUGCUUCGGGGCUGGGUCGUGUGAUCGGACCGCCAGGUCACAAAGUCUGUGCUUUUUUUACA